AUGGCAGCCUUUGGAAAAGUCCUCGACCUCCUCAACGACCGCUAUCUCAGCCUGCAGGACGUCACUGGCAAUGUCGAACCACUACCCACACUCGUACCGUAUGAAGAAUACUCACAGAACGUGAUUGUAUACCGGAUGGACACGAACCACGACAUCUUCAUGGGCCUCAUCCAAGACUUUACAAUGCGACACGCUCAAGAGGCAGGAAAAGAAGUGUGGACCUGGUGUGCGCAAUGGGAAGUAGAGAACAGAGAUCUAAGUCAAGCCCCAACACCCAAAAAGCCUCGAUUAGAUACAGCCUCAGCCGACCCGCAUCCGCAGCGUCGACGGCAUGCAACUACCAUUUUUGAGCGUCGCACCCUAGACCCAGAGCUGAUGAAAGAGGAAGACAUGCUGCGCAUCUUGAUCGAUAUCGUGCAGACGGACAGCUCACUUGUACCAAACUUCAUAGAGUUCUUGUAUCGCUGGAUCGACUUCUACGAGGGCGAUGGAAAGGCGCUCAAGGCGGCGCUGAAGUGGGAGAUCCCAAGCUUGUGGGAUUUCGAAUACCACCCUCUUGUUCUGGCGGACAAGCAGAAGCCAGACACAAAGGGGAAGGCCGGGAAUGAGAAGCCCACGAAUAACAAGAAAGCAGAGGAGCUGGCGCAGAGCUCGCCUACGAAGAAGAUGCGCGAGAAACCAGACCUCGCAGCAAUGGAGCGCAGGAUGGAGGAAAGCGAGCGUCUCCAAUACCGUGAGGUCAGAUACGGCAUCCAACCGCCCAAACUAGAGCAGCCGAUCCCGCCGCUGAUCAACAUCCCGCAAGACACAAGAAAGCGGCAGAAAUACUACGCUGCAUGUUUCAAGUCCCGCCAGCGAGCAUUCGUCCUUCUAGUCGAAGCAGGCAUCACCCCACGCCAGAUUGCAAACUACAAAAAGCUACAAAGCGAGCACCCGAAAGAAACGCCACAAGAUGAGGGAGGAAACGGGAUGCGGCACUACAACAAAGACGCCCGGUAUGCGCAGGGCGAGUUCGAGCUGAAGGAGAAGCAGAUGCUGCUGAGGGCGAAGCAGAGGGAGAUAUCUAUAAGCAGCAACUUGGCGUUGGAAGCCAGUUUGGCGACUCGGGAUGCUGUGGCUGAAGGCGCGUCGGGUGUUCCGCUUAUACCUCGUACGCCGGCGUAUGAUCGACGCCCGGAUAUGGCUGCUGCUAUGAUGAAGAGAAUCAUUGCUGUGAAGGGGGCUGGGGAGGAGAGGAUCAAGUUUGUUCCCGCGCCGCUGGUGGGCAGGUUGCAGAGCAGGUUGUUCGAGGGAGCGAGGGCUAUGGAAUUGCAGUCAGGACGACCGAAUUGGAACUUGGGUGAUAAUCAGGGAGAAGAGGAUAGCGAGGACGAAGACACUGAUAUGGACGAUGAUUUCGACUCCGAUUCUGACGAUGACGAAGAUGGAGGCGGAGAUCCCAUAAAUCCGAUGCAGUUGCGGUCACCUUCCUCUACCACAUCAGUUCCCCAUGCGAUCUCGCUACUUCCGCCACUGCAGCCUCCAUAUACCACAACACCGAGCAACAACUCGGCUCUUCAACAGCAACACGUAUCAGCUCAUGCUAGUCCAUCUGCUCUAGGCGCCUCCAAUCUACAGAGUACCGGGGUUCCGGCCAACAUCGCAGAGUACAUGCGCAACCUAACACCUGAGCAAGCGCAGAGCCUUCUUCCAUUGCUGAGUCAAGGUGUACGACAGACGAUAGCGAACGGAUCUGGGCAAGUUCCUGCGUUUGGGAAUGCUGGCCGUCCUGCUUUACCCAGUCAGAUAGGACCACGGCCUCAACCUCUUGGUUUUGCGCCACCGGUUCAAAUCAUGGGAGCAGGCCAACCCGGACUUUCUAUGAUGAUGCCUUUUGUGGCUGCUUCUCCUCAUCGUCCGUCUACAACUGCCCUCACACCCCAAACACUAGGCAGUCAGUCACAAAGCCAGUUCAAUAGUGGAAUCACACCACAUAUGCCGAUUCUGUCUUCUCAAAGUCAGUUCAUGCCGCCGCGACCAUAUCCUCUACCUUUGCCCGGUCAGCCUGUACUGUAUGGGACCGUCCAGGGCCCGUCUAAUGCACCGUUGACUGGGUUUCCAUCGUUCACAUCUGCACCGGGUAUUCUGCAACCCCUUGCUCCUCAGCAAAGUCUGUCUACACCACAACUAUUAAGCUCAUUCAGAACAUCGUUGUAUCAGCCACCCCGACCAUCAGCUACACUGAACAUGCAAGGCCCGCCGCCUUCUCAUGCACAACAGGCAUCCGGACAGAACGUGACGGCGCAAUCCAUCCGGCCUCCCAAUUCCAGCCCAGCUGUUCUACAAACCCCAGCACCGAGGUUCACCUUCAAUGUUGAAGAGUUCCUCGCACUGCGGCGUCAGCAGACGGCAUCUGCACAAGCACACCCCUCAGCUUCGUCACAUACUGCUCUUCCGACCUCCAUCCAGCAGCCUCCAAGGCCAACACAGCUUCCCGUGCCAGGUGGUCUACAGCUACUCUCGCGACCUCCGCUAUCAAUGACAGGGCCACCGCACACGCAAUCUUCUCUACCCCAAUUCAUACAACCUUCUCUCCUCCACCUGCCGCCCUCAUCCCCCCAGCACCAACACUUCUCUCCGCCCCAGCCCGGCAUCCAACGCAACGCCCCCUCACCUCUAAACCUGAUACCACCCCCACCCUCCCCCCUCUCCUCGCUCGGACCCAGCAUCCUAGCCACCUCCCCCUUCGCCGUCUCCCCCCACGGAAUACCCAUACAAAUCUACUUCCCCAGAAUCGUCAUCCCAGGCAGAAAACAAGGCACCAACGCCGCCCCCCCAACCGACGCCCUCCUCCUCGGCCACACUUACCCAGGCAGCGGGAAAAUCACCCUCAGCAAAGCGAUUUUCCUCCCGACAAGCGUAUGGACAAACACGCUGCGGCGGGUACGAGUGGGCGCGUAUACAGUGCUAGAGACAUAUUCUCGACCUAACUCCCUCUGUUCGCUUUCGUCCACGCCCUCUGCGCACCAUGCUGUGUAUACUAAGCUCGCGCAUGCGUACUCGCUGCUCUUGUCGUGUGAUCGCGAAAACGAUCUCACGAAGCGCUGGAGAUGUACGCGUGGGCCGAUGACGGGAUGGGAUAGGGGGGCUGUGUGGGAGGGGUGGGCGGCGGUGCUGGAGCGCGGGAUUGAGAUGGUGGGUGAGGAGCGGAGGGGCGCGGUGGUGAGUUUGGGGGUUGUUGAUGAGGGGGUGGGGAGGGAGGGUGGGGAUGAUGACGAGGAAGAGAGGAGGAGGAGGGAGGUUGAUGAGUUGAUGGAUUUUAGUGAUGAGGAUGAUGGUAUGGAGGAGUGA
Molecule: messenger RNA, 3330 nt
Organism: Dothidotthia symphoricarpi CBS 119687
Lineage: Eukaryota; Fungi; Ascomycota; Dothideomycetes; Pleosporales; Dothidotthiaceae
Exons: 1
Coding region: 1-3330 (1109 amino acids)
Source: RefSeq, a predicted model, not a curated record